GUUUGGACCAAGCUGACACUGGAGGUUUCAAGUUGCUGCUCCUCCUCUAUGCCUGUUCAGCUUCGUCUCCGGGCCUCCACCGGCCUCGUCAGUUCACACUAUGGCGUUUCGCGAGGGAAUCUUGGCGAACUAGCGACCAUGGCUUCUCUUGGAUUAUAAAUACACAUGUAUCGAAGAAUGUUAAUCCCCGAGGCAAGGAGUUAGAACCUUCCACUGGAGAGAGAAACUGUCAACGUCAUACAAGGCUGUGAUUGGACCCACAACCCCCUGUGACGGGUUGAAGGGCCCUGUCAGCCUUGUGUGAGUCUGGACCAUGGGGGAUGGAGGUGUCAGUGCAACUGGAGCAGAAGGGGUCAACAAGUCCCAUAUCCUGUUUGACAAAUUUGUCCAGGCAACCACAUGCAAGGGCACACUCAAGGCCUUCCAGGAGCUGUGUGAUCAUCUGGAAGUCAAGCCCAGAGAGUACAGGGUGUUUUACCACAGGCUCAAAUCCAAACUCAACUACUGGAAGGCUAAAGCACUUUGGGCCAAGUUAGACAAGAGGGCCAGCCAAAAGGAGUAUAAGAAAGGCCGUGCCUGUACCAACUCAAAGUGUCUGAUCAUUGGAGCCGGACCAUGUGGCUUACGAACUGCCAUCGAGCUUGCCUUUCUGGGCGCCAAAGUAGUGCUGUUGGAGAAGAGGGAUGCCUUCUCCAGGAACAAUGUGCUGCACCUCUGGCCCUUCACCAUUCAGGACCUCAGGGGGCUUGGGGCUAAGAAGUUCUAUGGAAAGUUCUGCGCCGGUGCCAUUGAUCAUAUUAGUAUUCGUCAACUUCAGCUCAUGCUGCUCAAAGUGGCUCUUCUCCUGGGCAUUGAAAUCCAUGUCAACGUAGAGUUCAAAGGGCUUAUUGAACCUCCUGAGGACCAGGAGAGUGAAAGAAUAGGCUGGAGGGCUGAGGUCCAUCCCAGGACACAUCCUAUCAAUGAGUUAGAGUUUGAUGUAAUCAUUGGAGCUGAUGGAAGGAGAAACACACUGCCAGGGUUUCGGCGUAAGGAGUUUCGUGGCAAGCUUGCAAUUGCUAUCACGGCAAACUUCAUCAACAGGAACACGACGGCGGAGGCUAAGGUUGAAGAAAUCAGUGGAGUUGCCUUUAUCUUCAAUCAGAAGUUCUUUCAAGACCUCAGAGAAGCGACAGGUAUUGACCUGGAAAACAUUGUUUACUACAAGGAUGACACGCACUACUUUGUGAUGACUGCCAAAAAACAAAGCCUGCUGGAGAAAGGAGUCAUUUUGCAUGACUACGCAGACACAGAGUUGCUGCUUUCCAGAGCAAAUGUGGAUCAGGUUGCCCUCUUGUCUUAUGCCCGUGAGGCGGCAGAUUUCUCAACCAACCACCAGCUGCCCACACUAGAUUUUGCCAUCAACCACUACGGCCAGCCGGAUGUCGCCAUGUUUGACUUCACCUGCAUGUACGCAUCAGAGAGCGCCGCCAUGGUGCGCCAGCGCUAUGGCCACAAACUGCUUGUGGCGUUGGUGGGAGACAGCUUGUUGGAGCCCUUUUGGCCCAUGGGUACUGGCAUUGCCAGAGGUUUCUUGGCAGCUAUGGACUCAGGUUGGAUGGUGAAGAGCUGGGCUCAAGGAAAACAGCCGUUAGAAGUUCUGUCCGAGAGGGAAAGUAUUUAUCGUCUACUGCCUCAGACCACGCCAGAAAAUGUCAGCAAGAACUUCAGUCACUACAGCCUGGAUCCCACAACACGUUACCCCAAUAUUAGCCUUAACUUCCUUAAGCCCAGCCAGGUACGGCACCUCAUAGAUACAGGAGCGUCGACAGAGAUGCACAUUCAAAUGGAGAAUGUAAUCAACUCAUCAACACCGAAGUUGACCAGGAAUGAAUCCAUAGCUCGAUCCAGUAAACUUCUCAACUGGUGCCAGAGACAAACAGACGGAUAUCGAAAUGUGUGUGUCAAAGACCUCACAAUGUCUUGGAAGAGCGGUUUGGCCCUGUGUGCGCUUAUCCACCGAUACAGGCCAGAUCUCAUUGACUAUGGCUGUCUUGAUGAACGAGACCACGAAAAGAACAACCAGUUGGCUUUUGACGUGGCAGAGCGGGAAUUUGGCAUCUCACCCUGCAUGACUGGAAAAGAGAUGUCUUCUGUGGUAGAGCCUGACAAACUUUCAAUGGUCAUGUACCUCAGCCAGUUCUAUGAGAUGUUUAAGGACACAGUGCCACCUGGAGAAAAUCAAAAUUUGAGUCCAGAGGAGAAGGUUGCUCUUAUGGCAAGCACCAUAUCUCCAAUCUCCUUCCUGAGUAAGCUUGGUCAGAGCAUAGCAAUCUCAAGGAAACGUAACCCCAAGGACAAAAAAGAGAAGGAUGUUGACAGUUUGGGGAAGAGGAGAAAGACCAGCCAGUCUGAAGAUGAGGAAGCAUCCAAGGCUGGUCGUGAGGACAGACAGGCCACCAUUCCUGCUCUCUUGUCAGAGAAGAAGAUGGACUCUGCUUCUGUGGGGAACAACAAUAAAGUCAAGGUUAUGGCUACUCAGCUGCUUGCCAAGUUUGAGGAAAACGCUCCCGCCCAGGGUUCAGGAUUAAAAAGACAGGGGGACUCACUGCCCAAUCUGGACAGUAUUUUGCACCCACAUCUGCCCAAACCCCUUGACCCAGUGCACAUGGCACCUGUACCAGCAUGGAGAAAGGGCUCCCUCAGAAAAGAAUUCCCCGUCAAUAUUGGAGGCAGCGAUGUUUGUUUUUUCUGUCGCAAGAGAGUGUACGUGAUGGAGAGACUGAGCGCAGAAGGAAAAUUCUUCCAUCGUAGCUGCUUCAAGUGCGAAUAUUGCAGCACAACACUUCGACUGUCUUCCUAUGCCUUCGACGUGGAGGACGGUAAAUUUUAUUGCAAGCCACACUAUUGUUACCGUCUGUCUGGCUAUGCUCAAAGAAAGAGACCCGCGCCUUCUCCUUCCUCAGCUCCAACCACAUCUAAGGAGAACCGGGAACCUCCAACUCCUGUGGCGAUGGUAGAUUCCCCCGGAAGGGCGAUGGUAGCGGCAGGCCCCUCAGCUGAAAUCCGGCACUCAGUAUCGGAAGUCAAUGGCCUACAGGAGCCAAGCCUAGCUAAGCGCCUUCGUGGAACACCCGAGCGAAUUGAGCUGGAGAACUACCGACUGUCCCUGCAGAAGGAGGAGGAGCUGGAGGAGGUGCCAGAAGAGACUCUGGCAGAGCAUAAUCUCAGCAGUGUGUUGGAUAAAGCUACAGAUAUUGACCUGGGCUCCAGUAGCUCAGACUCAGACCUAGAAGAGGAAGAGGACGAACUGGAUGACCAGGAAGAGGUGGAAGCUGAGUUGGAGGAGAAGCAGCAACUUCGCAGUCCUUCAGACCUUGGAGGUGUUCCGUGGAAGGAGGCACUACUGCUACACGCCCAACUUAGAGGUGACCACUGUGACUUAGAGGAUGAGGCGCUUGGUGAGCUAGACGAGGCAGACAAUGAAGAUGAUGACGAUGAGUCAAGUGAAGCCCCUGCCCACACAUCUGCCCGGCAUGAAGCAGUGCAAGUCUGGUUGGAGUCAAUGUUUGAAGAACCUUGUGAGGAUGACGAUCUGGAAGCAGAAGCAGAUAGUCCAAAUAUGGAACCUGGUACAGAAAUGGACCAAGAUGACAUCCCCUCUGAUGCUGAAGCUGAGGCCCGUUUGCGCCCAUCCACGCACAAUGGCGCUAUUCCACAGGAAGAGAAAACAUCUGAAAAAAUGGGAUUGUCUUUAAAUAUUGGACUAUCCAGUACUGAACUCUUAGAGAACGAUGAUGAUGCAGUCCUGUUGCCAGCAUUACCUGCAAUAGAACCUGAGAGACAGUUAACUGAGACAUUUUUUGACCAUGUGGUGAAGUCUUCAGAUACCCACUCUUUCAAAGAACCAGCGGUUUCUGAGGAACCAAAAGUUGAUCGGACAACACCACCACCAACUUCCAAGAGCCCUUCGCCUGUCUUCAACCCUUCCCCUGUUGCUUCUCCAUCUGCUGCCUAUGUGAAGGCUUCUUUCUCCCCUCUCAACAAGUCGCCUUCCAAUUCAAAUGCCAGCUCUCCGUUAAAUCCAGCUGUCGAUACCCCUUUAAAGUCCCAGGAUCUCUCACCUAUCUGUUCCCAGCCUACGCCACUUCCAGAGACAUGUCCACCUAAGUCACCAGUCUUCCCUCACCAAUCAAUUUGCCCUCUCACAGGCAACCCACUUUCCCCAAUAUGUGCACAGCCUUUACCCUGCCAUGAACCUUCCUCACCUGUAGCCUCUGAAUCUCCUGUCAGAACUCAGCCUAUCCCAAAUGUCACAUCAACACCCUUGGCAAGAACUGGCAGAGCCACAACGGAUUAUGAGGAUUCCUCAACUGAUGAAUCGCCGUCCAAAAAGACAGAUAUUAUCGAGGAAUUUUGGUUAAAGAGUGCUGAGAUACGAAAGAGUCUUGGUCUUUCCCCUUUAGACCGUAGCAGUAAAAUCAUAGAGAGGAGUGUUGUUAAGACCCCAACACAAGACUCCACCACUGCCAAGACACCGACUCCAAAUGUGUCAGAGGACCAGAAGCCUCUUUUAACUGGACGCACCGUGAUUCGUAGACUCAAUAUCACUCUUGAAGGUCAAGUCAUUACCCCCAUUGUUCCUGUCGAGGGUAAAAGUGAUGACCCUGACACGAAAGAAUUCAGUAGCAGUUCUGGUGUGGGGCUUAACGAUACUAUGGCAACAAGCCAAACUGCAAAAAGUGCCAGUGAUACCACCUCUGACUCCAUCAUGCUCACCCCACCUUCUAGUCCACCACCACCUGUGCCUAUUAAUCAGUCCCCUGCGGUACUCAGGCAGCAAAAACACCUCAUUUCUUGGAGCAAUGGAACAGAAAAACCUCCAUGCGAGCGGGCCAAAGAACUACCAAAAAUAAACUCUCCAGUUCCUACACAGAAAACCCGACUUAGUCUUGUAUCUGCACCCAAACCUGCACCCAGGAAGGUGUCACCAUCAACAGAAAAAUCUGUAGUUAUCAUGAGGGAGAAGAAGCAGCCUCGGUCAGAUGAGCUGAGAAAGUCAUUCGUAGAGACGGUAGAAGAGAUUCCAUUUGCAGAUGAUGUGGAGGAAAACCUUGAUGAGCGCACGUGUGACACCACCCUGAAUAAGUUUAACACUCCACCUACCAGCAACACUAGAGUGGAGAGACCUCCUUUUCACUUGGCCUUAGCGAUGGAAAACGGCAAACCAAUUAUACCUGUGAAUCCAGCCUCCAAGAUUCAGAAGGCCACUCAGUUUUCUCCAGAGGCCAAAGAGAUAGCUGAGGAGAGGAUAAGGGCAAGAGAAAAGUCCAUUAAGAGCCAGGCUCUCAAAGAAGCAAUGGCCAAACAUCUAGACAAAAUGAAAGCUUCCAAUAUAGAAGAGGGUCCUCCACCUAAAGUGGCCUUGAGUGUCACCCCAGAGGUCGCUGGGAAAAGUAAAAAUUCUGCAGUAUCUCCAAAGACAUCAGCUGUAAAAGCUCUGGAAUCAAAAAAAGCAGAGACUUUACCUGAGCGUCUCUUCAGUAGCAACAGGAGUCUGGACAGCUCCGUGGCAUCUUCUGACAGCUCAUCCACAAGUAAGAGCAAGAAACGAAGUUCACUCUUCUCACCUCGCAAAAACAAAAAAGAGAAAAAGGCAAAGAAUGAUACUACCCAGCUAUCAGGCGCAGAAGAGGCGCCACCCAAACACAAGUCUUUGUGGAAGGCUGUCUUCUCAGGAUACAAAAAGGACAAAAAGAAGAAAGGUGACAAAUCAUGUCCCAGUACACCAUCAUCCAGCUCUACCACACAGGACUCUGGGAAGAAGAGAGCGUCCCCAGUUGGAAAGUCAGCUGGUGCUAAGUCACGCAGAAACUUGAGCUUUUCUGAGGAUUCAGACCUGUCAUGUGACGACAUUCUGGAGAGAUCAUCCCAGAAGUCAAAGGCAGAUUCUGUUUAUGUCCCUCAUGCACUGGCGUUCAAGAGAUCAUAUGCCGCAAAGAAAACAUACACCGAAGAGGAGCUCAAUGCCAAGCUCACAAGAAGAGUCCAGAAAGCUGCUCGACGACAAGCAAAGCAGGAAGAACUGAAGAGGUUACACCGAGCCCAGAUUAUUCAGAGGCAGCUGGAGCAGGUAGAGGAGAAACAAAGGCAGCUGGAGGAGAGAGGCGUGGCUGUGGAAAAAGCACUGCGAGGAGAAGCAGACUAUUGGGGAGAUUCUAAUUACAGUGAAAUCCUGGACUUACAUCUGGGCGGCAUGGGUAAGAAGGACGAUCCCAAACUAAUGCAAGAGUGGUUCAAGCUGGUGCAGGAGAAGAAUGCCCUUGUCCGCUAUGAAUCCGAGCUCAUGAUAUUUGCGAGAGAAUUGGAGCUAGAGGACCGUCAGAGCCGACUGCAGCAGGAACUGAGGGAGCGGAUGGCUGUGGAAGACCACCUGAAGAACGAGAAGGAGCUUGCACAGGAAAAGCAGAUCUUAAAUGAGAUGCUGGAUGUUGUGGAGCAACGUGAUGCCCUGGUGGCACUCCUGGAGGAGCAGAGGCUUCGCGAGAAGGAGGAAGACAAGGACCUGGAGGCAGUGAUGCUCUCCAAAGGCUUCAACCUUAAUUGGGUUUAACAAGAGUGAAAUAAUUGCUCCAACAGGUCCUAGGUUGAAAUGAGCUCAAGAGUCUCUGCCUGCUUUGAUCAGCAUAGAGUGGUGGACAUGGAAAAAGACAGUUCAUCUGAAUCUGUCACACCCUCAGCAGUGAAUGUGUAAACACACACAUACAACCUGGCUGCUGCUGCUGCUGAGAUAGGUUGAAGCAGUCUGCAGCGUUUACAUGCCCUCAGCCAAAGGGCAGACCUAUUUAAUCACUUACAGUUUGUGCUGUCACCAUGGGUAGAAAGACACUACAUUCACGUUUUAUCACAGCUUUGAAGUGCUGGCACCUUUGUUUAAAGACUUGUUUGAUCUGGUAUUAUCUAAAGGGAAUACUGCAGUCUGGUCCUGCUGAUUGUAAAGAAUUGAGUUUUGUAAAUAAUUUGUGUAGAUGCAGUAACAUCAGAUCAAGAGCCCCCUCCUGGGUUUGUUGAGAAAAAAAGGAAUGCUAUCAAGGCUUACUCUAGCUGCAGGAAGUCUAUGUUCUUAUGAAGCUCCUCUCUGACACUGACAAAUCAGAGAGACAACAUAAAUCAUUUGUUCCCUCUUAACAUUGUGCUUUGUGGAUCCACACUAAGAAUCCAUCAGAUCUGACCUUUAAUAUAUUUGUCAUAUUUUAUCAAGCAUUAUUUGCAUUCACACUCACACGAGUGCCCAGGAUAUUACAUUGCACAUCUGUAAUUACAAUGCAACUCUCCGCUUACGCGGUGUUUCUGGCCGCCAGGCAGCCCUGUUUCAUGCCACUCAGGAUAAAACGGGAUUGUUGUGAAACAACAGAAGGGGGUGGGGGGGUGUAAUGUCAAACGUAACAGGCCGUGAUAGCGGUGAUUGCCCAACCAGAUGUUUACAAUGUCAAAACGUUUGCCACGGUGCAGUUGAGAAACCUGGUUGGCAUCACUAAUAUGGGGCACACACAACUAAACAAUUGGGCGUAACACAAAUUAGAGACGAAUGCAUUCCCUCUCAUUCCGUAUAACUCUUCUAAAACUAAGCCAUGUAUUCAAUUUAGCUGAAAUGCCUGUUGUGGCAUAUCUGUUUUUAAUGCUAGAUGUGUGUGUGUGUGUGUGUGUGUGUGUGUGUGGUGUGUGUGUGUUAGGAGGUAAGAGAGCACUCUCCAUCUACGAGCCUGCACAUGACUACACUGUGCAGUCUGUAUGUAAAUUACGGGCUCUUUUGCAUGUUUUGGGAUGAGAUGCAUUAGUGAAUAGUUACUGAACGAAAACAUCAAAUAUGUAUGGCGGGGCCGUACAUGCUCACCCCUGUGCUGACAUCUGGUAGGAGAGCUCCAUUCCACUGCCAGGGCAACAAAAGUGCUCAAAGUCUGCUUGACGUUCAUCUUUCAGCAGUAGGAACCUUGACAGAAUAUGACAAAAAUGAACAACCCCGUCAGAAAGUGAUGAGCUGUGAGAGGAAAAUACUGGCAUCUAUGGUGAACUGCGGGCCUAAGCGUAGUGCACCUUUGAGCCUCCGGGAUUCAGCAACCACUCGUCUCCCACGGCCCAUCACGGAUACUGUCAUAAACACAGAACUUCGCAAGACUUAAUGGAAUACGGAGACAAAUAAUUGCCAACAUACCGUGCUUCAAAUGGGCCUGCAUAGACUGCUGGGAACAUAGUGUAAAAGUAACCUAACCACUGUGGACUGUUCUCAUAGCAAAUGUGUAUUUUAUUUUCUUUAUGUCCCAUCUUAAUAGGUGACAUUAGAAUACAGACAUAAGCCCAUUUGCCACUUUAUUAGGUACACAAUUGAAGAGUAUUAAUUCACCAUCCCUCAGUUGCACCUUUCCUUGUUUAUUGUCCCUGGAAAGCAAUGAAAAGGUACUUUUGUUAGUUGUACAAUGUAUUGUACAGUGAAAGUUGUUCUGUGCAUUCAACCUAUCCCUGAAGAAAUGGGCUGCGAGGUCUGGAGAAAACUCACACGGAAAUGGGGAGAACAUACACUCAGAAACCCCAGUCAGUUGUUAAGACUCAACAUAGACUUUGCCUGGUCCGUCACAUCUGUAGAUGGUUAUUGUAGUCUUAUUCUUAAGCUCAUUGGAGGAAUGAUCUGUCAAAGGUCAAAAGGAUGUUCAUUCACAGAUGGUCGAGCUCAAAGAUAAAGUCUGUAUGUUGCUCCUCAACACCCUGAUAACUAUAUUUUUCUGCUAGCUUUUAUUUUGGUGAUUGUGUAAUGAAAAAGACUCCACUGUUGCUGCAUACCAUGGGAUGUAAAUGUAACUAUAGGACAGGGUUACAAGAUUUCAAAAAAAUGUAGUUAUUUUGUUUUUACUUUUAUACAGAUUUCCUCAGUUUUUAACGACACUUAUGACUUUUUUCUUUUUUUUUUUUUUUUUUACAAACAUGAAUUUGUCUUCACAUGGUUUGGUCAGUUUUAGGCUCAGCGCUUUCCUCUUCACUUUCUGUCCAAGAGCCCGGUUUCCACCACAUCUCCAUCUUUGACCCACAGUGGCUGAAUUUCCACCGGCACACAGUAGGUUAACAGUGCUGUCGGCGGACGUUGUUAAUCUGUGUUAUCAUCGAUCCGGUACGGAUUUCUGUGGAACGCUCAUGUUUGUUUCUCAAGGUUUUAAACCAGAUGCCCUUCCUGAUGAAAGCCUCUACAUUUUAUUUGCGUUUGAGCUGCAGUUUACACUGGCUUGUGCCUCGUGUAUGCCUGCAUUAUACGUAUGUACAAAAAAAUGUAUACGUGAGUUAGUGUGGAUGUCUACACACAAGUUGAAGCUAGUCGUUUACAUGCACUGCAAAAACAGUUUUUUUGUUUUUUUUUCUUACUGUCUGUAGUCAAAUCUAAACCACCUAUUUCAGGUCCGUUAGGAUCACCAAAAUUAUUUGUUAAAUGCCACAGUAAUAAAUGAAUUAAUUUUAGAUUUUCUUCAAGAUCAAAAGUUUAAAUGCACAAAAACUGUCUUCAAAGAACAAAGACUCCCCAGAUGUUGAGGUCAUGGCUUUGAAAGUUAAUUGAUGGCACAUCUAGGAAUGUACCUCAAACCCACUGCUUCCUUGUUUGAAUUCAGGGGAAAACCAAAAGUAAUUGUACAGGAAAUCAGAGAAAGAAUCGCUAAGCUCCACAAGUCUGGCUCAUUCUUGGGUGCAAUUUCCAGAUGUUUGAAGGUGCCACGUUCAAUCCGCUCAAAGAAUAAUACUCAAGUAUAAACAUCAGCCGGCUAUAUGUCCCAGAUAUGAGCGUGUUUUGGUCUGACAUGAACGAACCAACCCCAGAACACAAGCUAAAGACCUUUUGAAUAUGCUGGAUGAAGCUAGUAAGAAAUUGUGAUUAUCUCCAGUGAAAUGAGGCCUGCCCCUACAUGGGCUUACUCUUUUCUUGUGUGGUCCAACCUGAAGAAAGUUGUUUUUAUGGGAGUAUGAAUAAAUGUGAUUGGAAAAAAAUGAUCAACCAGGGUUUCCAGUCAACUGGGAUUGGUGCCAGCCUCCUCCUGAGCUUGAAAAAACUGCAAAAUUGAUGAAAUAUUAUUUCAGGGAUGUUGUUUCACCUUUGCAUUUAAUUGUGUACCUAAUAAAAUGUCGAGGGAAACCACAAAAGCCUUUGUUUUCAACAGUGAAGGCCCCCUUCGUCCAUAUGAAAUUCAUCAAAUAUUUGUUUAUAAUCACCUGUCUUGUAUUUUGUUUCCCACAAUAGCAUAAAAUUGAGGAGAUUCACACACAUUUCACAAAGUGGCAGUGUUCAUACAUGCAGAUGCGCUUUUCAUUUUUACACUCCGUUCUUUUUGCCUUGGUUUAUGUCUCGGUGGACGUGCAGGUUUUUACUCUUCUCACAAAAUGUUUUAAGCUUCUCUAUAAAAUAAGUUUAAUUUUAGGUUCUGGCAAAUACAAAUUCUGUGAAUAUUGCGCAUCAAAUUGGAACGGGAGUGCCAGGACACGUAGCCUUCUAAAGGAAGGGGGAAAAAAAACUCAAGUGGCCACUCUUUUUCGAGCGCAUGUAUUACAGAUGUGCUGUGAGUUAAAACAAAAAUACACAAUUCUUGUUUGUAGCUUGUGAGUGUGAUAAGUGUGACAUGAUUAUAUUAAUAUUUAUUAAUGUGUGAAAACUGUAUUAUAUGUAAAGAAUAAGAGUCUUAAUUUUUCAACUGCUUUGUUGACACGUAUGUUUUGUGUAGCUAAAAAUGCUCAUGGGUCUUGGAUGUAUGCUGUAAACAGCAAUAAAACAAUGCAGUUGUUCUUUCUAA
Molecule: messenger RNA, 10799 nt
Organism: Syngnathoides biaculeatus (alligator pipefish)
Lineage: Eukaryota; Metazoa; Chordata; Actinopteri; Syngnathiformes; Syngnathidae
Gene: mical3a
Product: microtubule associated monooxygenase, calponin and LIM domain containing 3a
Exons: 35
Coding region: 314-6592 (2092 amino acids)
Molecular function (GO): protein binding; FAD binding
Source: RefSeq, a predicted model, not a curated record